This is a messenger RNA of Aaosphaeria arxii CBS 175.79, 707 nucleotides long. RefSeq lists its product as uncharacterized. Lineage: Eukaryota; Fungi; Ascomycota; Dothideomycetes; Pleosporales. The transcript is spliced from 2 exons. The record is from RefSeq and is a predicted model, not a curated record. The coding region runs from base 199 to 585 and encodes 128 amino acids.
CCAUUCCGCUUCUUCGAGGAUGGCAAAACGGGCUACCUUGUCGUGGAGUACGUACGUGGGACUGUUCUUGACUCCCCUAUAGACGACAGACAAUACGCAAAAAUAGGCAAGGCACUUCAGCAUUUGUCUACCUUUCGACGUGCCAAUCCGGGUCCUCUUGGUGGGAGAUUAUCACGUGGCCUACUUUGGAGCGAGGGCAUGGUAAUGGAGUUUGACCUUACCUCCCCAAGACGGCUUGAACAUUGGUUUUGUAGGCGUCUUCCAGCCGGCAGCGAUCCCAUAUCAUUUUCGCAUUGCGAUUUUGUGAUGUGCCAUCUGGACGUUGCGCCGCGGAAUAUUGUCUGGAUGGAUGAUGAUAUCCCCUGCUUUGUUGAUUGGGCAUCAGGGGGAUACUACCCUCGGGUCUUCGAGUGGUGUACCCUUGAAGUUAUGCGUGGCAGGGAUGGCGAGUUCCAGGAGAAGGUACAGAAGAUGUUAGAGCCGUUAACGGAAUGGGAGAUGGAUGCGCGGCGCUUGGUAGUGAAGGCUUGGGGGAAUAGUGUGAGGUAUCACUACCCACCAACACCUCCAGAUACAAGUGAUUGAUGGAUUUUGCAUUGCGAUAAAGUAGGAUGUGAGAUAGUGAAUAUGUUAAUCUAGUGUCAUUGCUUCCCUCGGGAAGAUUACUAUUUGAAAAACUAAGAGCCUGAUAAAGAGCUUUGCUGGAG